UUCCUUCCUCCUUCCUUGUCGUCCCCCUCCCUGGCUCCUCGCCGAGCCAAUUAAUGCAUUACCGAGGGACGGAUAGACCCAUGUGACUGACCGGCCGGGCGGAGAGAAAUGGCCGCCCCCGAUUAGCGGCGGCCUACCCGGGCCCAGCGGCAGCGGCGGCUCUGCUUGUGAGUUUGUCGCUGCCGGGCCCGGGCCGGCAAGGCCGCCACUCCAUGGGGAGGCCGGGCAGCCCCCCUCAGGCCGAGAGUCGCUGCCCGCUGUGGGCGCUGCCGGAAGAACUGCUGCUGCUCAUCUGCUCGUACCUGGACGCGCGGGCCUUGGGCCGCCUGGGCCAGACCUGCCGCCGCCUUUGCCGCUUCACCUCCCGGGACGUACUCUGGAGGCGCCUCGCCCGUUCCUGCCUCAACGCAGGCUUCAGCGCACUCGGCGCCGACCUAGUGGCUGGUAUCCCAGUGAAGGAGAGAGUCAAGGUUUCUCAGAACUGGAGGCAUGGACGUUGUCGAAGAAAGCUAUUCCUUAGAUGGAAGCUCAAUUUAAUGCCCUGGAUGCAGCUAGAUGAUGACUACCUCUACCUAUCCCAGGCAGAAGACAUACAGGUUUAUUGGCUCCGCCCCAAUGGCAUCAGCUUGAAACGCUGUCCUCAGGCAGUCUUCUCUGGCCACCAGGAGGACGUGUGCCGCUUUGUGCUUGCUAAUGGCCACAUUGUCAGUGGAGGAGGAGAUGGCAAUAUUGUCCUCCAUAAGCUGAACAGCUCCUUCAGCUUCAAGUUCUUAGCACAUGAACAGGAAGUGAACUGUGUGGACUGUCAGGGAGGCGUCAUUGUGAGUGGUUCCAGGGACAAAACGGCAAAGAUUUGGUCCCUUUCACCAGGCAGAGCUGGGCAGUGUCUACACACCAUUCAGACUGAAGACCGGGUCUGGUCCAUUGCCAUUAGUCCAUUAUCAAGUUCAUUUGUAACGGGAACAGCGUGCUGCGCACACACUUCACCUUUGAGAAUCUGGGACUUGGGAAGUGGGCAGCUGGUCACCUGCCUUGGGACAGACUUCCAUAGAGGAGCUGGAGUCUUGGAUGUUUUCUAUGAAACACCUUUCACUUUACUCUCUUGUGGCUAUGAUACCUAUAUCCGGUACUGGGACUUAAGGACAAGCACAAGGGAUUGUGUCAAGAAAUGGGAAGAGCCACAUGACAGUGCUCUGUACUGCCUAAGGAGCAAUGGAAACCAUAUGAUCGCAAGUGGCUCAUCUUAUUAUGGUGUGGUCCGUCUUUGGGAUAAACGGCAAAACAGGUGCUUGCAGGUGAGGCAGCGGCACUACAUUACUGAAAAGCUUCUCCUUGUCAUCACCCAUCAGCAGUCCUGUGUACUGUCUACGCUUCAGCACCACCCAUCUGUAUGCUACCUUGGCAUCUGCACUGCACGUUCUUGAUUUCACCACUUCGUGAUGCAGCCAAGGACUGGCUUGGGGAUCUGAUAACCAGCUCAGGGAGCACCAAGGGGAGAGAAUGCCCUUGAGACAUAAGCAGCCUGGAAGUUUCCAACUAAGUGCUAAGGAGAACCCCAGGUAGGGUAGUUCGCCUACCUUCUGGUUUCAAUAAAGACUAAUGUCUCCUAA
This is a messenger RNA of Hemicordylus capensis (graceful crag lizard), 1610 nucleotides long. It is a transcript of the gene FBXW4, whose product is annotated as F-box and WD repeat domain containing 4. The record is from RefSeq and is a predicted model, not a curated record. Gene Ontology annotation, cellular component: SCF ubiquitin ligase complex. The transcript has 9 exons. Gene Ontology annotation, biological process: SCF-dependent proteasomal ubiquitin-dependent protein catabolic process. The coding region runs from base 213 to 1424 and encodes 403 amino acids. Gene Ontology annotation, molecular function: protein binding. NCBI's taxonomy places the organism in Eukaryota, Metazoa, Chordata, Lepidosauria, Squamata, Cordylidae.